Homalodisca vitripennis (glassy-winged sharpshooter) is the source of this 852-nucleotide messenger RNA. Its product is annotated as AN1-type zinc finger protein 6-like. The record is from RefSeq and is a predicted model, not a curated record. NCBI's taxonomy places the organism in Eukaryota, Metazoa, Arthropoda, Insecta, Hemiptera, Cicadellidae. Gene Ontology annotation, molecular function: zinc ion binding; DNA binding. The transcript has 4 exons. Bases 1 to 852 code for a protein of 283 amino acids.
AUGGUGCCUGAAGGCAACUCAAUGUGCCGGUAUGGAUGUGGUUUCUACGGUAACCCUGCCACUGACGGACUAUGUUCACUGUGUUACAAAGAAAUGCUCCGAAGGAAGCAAGAACCAUCCAGUACCAGCUCCGCCACCAGUACGAUCUCUACUGUCUCAGCAACCCUGCAAGAACUGCCCAGCACCAGCUCCGCCACCAGUACGAUCUCUGCUCUCUCAGCAACCCUGCAAGAACUACCCAGCACCAGCUCCGCCACCAGUACGAUCUCUGCUCUCUCAGCAACCCUGCAAGAACCAUCCAGUACCAGCUCCGCCACCAGUACGAUCUCUACUGUCUCAGCAACCCUGCAACAGCUACCCAGUACCAGCUCCGUUAACAGUACGAUCUCUGCUCUCUCAGCAACCCUGCAAGAACUACCCAGCACCAGCUCCGCCACCAGUACGAUCUCUGCUCUCUCAGCAACCCUGUUGGAGACGCACAUAACCGAGCCCACAAACCCUGUCAUUGGUGCAGCAUCGACUCAUGCUCACUCAAUUGGUAAUAACAAGGAUACGAAAGAAAAAGCAGCAGACACCAGUAGUGUGGUGGAUAAUAAACUAGACCUGAGCAAAGAGCAGGAUAACAGCAGUGAUAAGGACUCUAAGAAGAAAAACCGCUGUUCCAUGUGUCGCAAGAAGGUUGGGCUGAUAGGUAUCGAGUGUCGCUGCGGAGGCCUGUACUGUGGCAUCCACCGAUAUUCGGACAGGCACGAUUGCUCCACGACUGCUCGUUUUGACUACCGAGAGCUUGGCGCACAAGAGAUCCGGCGCAACAACCCGCUCGUUGUCGGUGAGAAGAUUCAGAAGAUAUAA